Lactuca sativa (garden lettuce) is the source of this 862-nucleotide messenger RNA. NCBI's taxonomy places the organism in Eukaryota, Viridiplantae, Streptophyta, Magnoliopsida, Asterales, Asteraceae. The record is from RefSeq and is a predicted model, not a curated record.
GUUGUUUUCGGCAGUAUGUGCAAUUGAUUAGUUUUGUCAAGUAAUUAACUUGUAAUUUCUUUCUCUUUCGUUUUUUUUUCUUUUAAUUUGACAGGAUUUCUAUUGUUUCCAAUACGUCUUCUCUUUGAAAAAUCAUUACAGAUACUUACACAUGUUGGUAGAACUCCAAGUAUCAGAUCGACCCUCUGAAACAGAUAUAACCGAAGAUAUUGACACUAAUACCAUCAUGGAUUUAGAAAAACAAGUAGCAGAUCAUUUGUUUGAAAUACAAAUAGAUGAAGAUAUUGAUGCAAAUGGUUAUUUGGAAGCAACAUCUGAAUCCGAGAAAAUAAAUGAUGAUGGUGUGAAUCUUGGAUGUGAUGAAGGUGAAAAUAAUGAUACAUGUAUUACUGGAAAGGUUUUCGAUACACCCAACGAUGCAUAUAGAUUUUACAAUGAUUAUUCAUUUUUACAUGGUUUUGUUACACGAAAACAUUGGAAAUUUAAGAACAAGUCAACAAAGGAGCAUUAUCGGAGGAUAUAUGUAUGCAACAAAGAAGGUUUCAAACAAUUGAAAGGUAAUAAUUCAAGUGGAAAGACAAUAAAACGUCGUAGAGAGGUAAGAACUGGAUGCAAAGCAAUGAUUCGCAUUUCAAAACAAAAGGAUGGGAAAUGGAUUGUUGACAAGUUUAAUUUAAUUACAUUUUCACCCACUAAAUCGAUUGAUUGCCUCAGAUUGUUAGUCUUAAGUGUUUGAUCUUUGUCAACUAGUCAUGUGUCGAACAUCUAGGAUUCUUGUAGCUGGCAAUUUGUGUUAUAAUCCAUAUUGAUUCUCGUACUAGGAAAUCAGUUGUUUGACUUGUAUAUUUAAACCGGAUAUUAA